Kwoniella botswanensis is the source of this 834-nucleotide messenger RNA. RefSeq lists its product as uncharacterized. NCBI's taxonomy places the organism in Eukaryota, Fungi, Basidiomycota, Tremellomycetes, Tremellales, Cryptococcaceae. Gene Ontology annotation, biological process: cilium assembly; positive regulation of cell motility; regulation of cilium beat frequency involved in ciliary motility. The transcript is spliced from 4 exons. Gene Ontology annotation, cellular component: ciliary basal body; motile cilium. The record is from RefSeq and is a predicted model, not a curated record. The coding region runs from base 1 to 834 and encodes 277 amino acids.
AUGUCUCUGCUAUCAGGAUCAAUACAACCUCCCCUCUUGACCCUGCUUUCCUCGACCUCGUCUCCUUCCCUUUCUCCCCUCUUCCAACCCGUGACCGACGAUUCCAAAGACUCACAUAUAGCCUCGUUGCUCGAUCACGCAACAGCUCAAGCACCUGGCUCUUCACGAUCCGUUCCUCACGCUCGAGCGAAAGGAGGUAUCUUACACAACGUAGUGCAUAUCCAAUCUUCCAAUCCUCGGCAAACUUACAUUCAAGCUGGUUGUUCGCUGAGCGAAUAUCGAAAGAGACUGGAAAAAGGGAAAGCAAGGGAUGAUGGAGUCCUUCCAUUGGGUAUAGAAUUACCUUGGAUAGGACUACAGGUGAAAAGAUUGGGUAGGAGACAUAUGAGCUUCGAAGUCGGUAUAGUGGACAAUAGAGGUAGGGAAGGUAUAGUGAGACUUUCAAGUUUCAAGAAGAAUCCAACUGUGCAUCCUCAUCGCUCUCCACCAUUGAUCCAUCUUCCUUUACAACCGCCUCAACAGAAUCCUUCGACGCUCACACCAUGGUUUCAUGUACCCCUUCAUUUGGCCCCAUUGAUCCAACUGUUUCAUAGCCUCCCUAGACCGCAACGGCAUGCUUCAGAUGAUGAUGAUGACCGUGAAGAUAGCAGAAAAAGAAGAAAAGUGGCAGAAUUACCUGGUGGAACCUUCGCGAGCAUAAGCUACGUAAGGGUAUAUGCGAAUUGCAGAGUCAGAAGGAUAUGGUUUUCUGCAGAUGGGGAAAGGACGAUCCAAGAUAUGGGGAAGGGUGUGAGGGAUGAGUGGGAAUUGUAUGCGGCGGAUGAGAUGGCCUAG